Daldinia decipiens is the source of this 1543-nucleotide messenger RNA. RefSeq lists its product as uncharacterized. NCBI's taxonomy places the organism in Eukaryota, Fungi, Ascomycota, Sordariomycetes, Xylariales, Hypoxylaceae. The transcript is spliced from 2 exons. Bases 227 to 1399 code for a protein of 390 amino acids. The record is from RefSeq and is a predicted model, not a curated record.
UCGUCACCCAAGUUGUCAGGGCGAAUCUCUACGACGAACCAGUAUAUCUUAGCAACCAACCUGCCCUCUCAGGCGCUAGAAAGUGCUUUACUCUUCCAUUUCUCUCUUAGCAUCUACAAAAUUCCCGACAUACAUCCUACUUACACUACAUAACCUCAAGAGCUUCUUAAAAACUUCUGGUCACUAUAGCCUGGUUCAUCCUCGCAUAGUCAUCAGUGAAUAAGCCAUGGCUUCUCAACCUGACCCACCGGUCAAGAUGGCCGCCAUGUCUGAGCUAGAUGCAGACCCAGUCGAUGAAUCUCAACAUCAUCACAGCGCAACAGCUCCUCAGUCUAGUAUGGGGGCAAAUAGCGCCAAUGAUGGGUCAACUACAGAACCCCAAGGCGAGCCCGUGACGAAAGUUGUUACCGCAACCCAAGAGACAUUAGAGGUGGAUAAUGCUACUGCUGCAUCUGCCGCUACUGCUCCUUCUGAACCAAAUAUAAAUGACAACAAGCCCGACGAGUCGUCUAUUAUUACAGAUCCUACGAUACCCCCGAAGGAACAAGCUGAGGAACCCUCAACCACACCCCAGAAGGCAGCAAAGCGUCACCAAACCCCGUCGUCUACCCCAUCAACCCCCUCGCGACCGACCGAAGCAGUCUGCCAUAGCCAUAAUAGUUUCGCCGUUCAGAUUUCUACUCUAUGUCCCGGGGAGCAAGGAGAAGGAACCGUCACAGCACUAAAGAGACCUCGGAGCUCUUCCACGUCGUCCACGACCAGUCCGAGCGUUCUCAAUACCAUUUCUAUAAACUUCCACCUCCCUCCGCACCACCCCCCAUCCUCCACUCCCCCGUUCCCCCCGGUCCACGUCGUAUACCAAUUCCACGGCCCCUCUCCCACGAAACUAACCCGCGCCUCUUCCCCAACCGUAGACGCCCUGGGACCACGCAUCAAGCGUCUUAACAUCCGGGGCUGCGCUCACCACGACCGCGAUGUAGACUUCGAUACCGGCUCUGCGCCGGAAUCGCCGAUCAGACAGCACCGCCGCGCUUGUAUUCACCGGGAGCCCCCGCGGUCUGAGCCGAGUAUCACGUAUAAAUAUAAAUCGCCGCCGCGGCCGGUCCGAACAAUCGCUGCGUCCCGAAACGGGACGCCGUCGCAGAGUACUUUGCGCGAGCGGCGUGUUGCGCGGUCCGUGCCGCAUAUACACACGUAUACGCCGCCGCCCCGGCGUAUAUCUAGGUCUGGAUUUGGGUUCCCAGUUCCAGUUAGGCGGAUUGGUCGGUAUCCCGUGCGAGUGCCUGCGGGGCAGCCGGCUGCUAGACAGACGGGUGUUAAUGCUGGUGCUGCUGCGGGUGACGAUGUUUUCGCUGGUAAGGCUGGUUUGCGUGGUGUUGGUGGCGAUAGAUGGAUAUGAUCCGUGAGGGUUUUAUGUACUAGUAGUAGGUUGGCCAUAGCCGUUGGGUUGCUAUGGGAUAAAGCUCAAGCUAUUUGGUAGGCAUCGCAUUGGUUGAUCUCAUUUAGACAAUGAUGCCAUUGAGCUCCGUGGCAUUUGCUACGG